GCAUGUGUCUCGACCUUUUGUCAUACUUUAACUGCUUACGUAGAAGGAAUCUGCCGCGAUGAAUACGCGAGUGAUCGUGUCUUUUAUUCUAGUCAGUAUAAACUAUUCUAGUUUAGGCGAGAUGGGGGCGUGCGCGAACUGUGCGAACGGUGAGCUUAGUGUCACUGAGCUGACGGAGGCUAGGAUAGAGUUUGUUAAGCAGCAGAUAUUGAAGAAGCUCAGGCUGAGUAGGAAGCCGACGGUGGCUGUGCCGGUUAACAGCUUACCGAUGCCCGUGGCGCAGGGGCAGACGCUGAGCCAGGGGUCCGACAAACCGCCGGAGUUCGAUGAUUAUUACGGACGGACGGAACAGAAGAUUAUAUUUCCAGUAGAAGGUGAAUGUCUUACGUCUGGACGGUAUCCGUUCACCUGUCUGCAGUUCGAGCUACCACCAGAUGUUGAGCCGGAAGAGGUCACCGUCGUCGAGUUGUGGUUUUAUAAGGAGCGUGAUCCUCUUGACGAAUACAAUCAAACCUUCGUUAUAUCGGAAGCAGCGCAUUGGGACAGCCAGCAACAGUUUAAAAAGACAAAACCAAUUGCAAUCAAGGAGACAGAUAUUGGGGAAGGUUGGGUGAGAGUUGAGCUAGCCUGGGCUGUGAGGGUCUGGCUCGAAGGGAGGGAGAGGUUGCAUACAUUACACGUGGCUUGUAGAACUUGUCAGCUACGCCGAGCUCCUCUCUCCUUCCACGAGAAACGCCGCCCCUUUUUGGUCUUAUAUACCAAGUAUGCGGGGAAACGACGUCGUGGCCGGACACUGGAGUGCGGAGCCACCACCAGUGAAUGUUGCAGGGAACCUCUAUACGUCAGCUUUAAGGAACUUGGAUGGGAUGACUGGAUCAUCAGACCUGCGGGCUACCACGCCUACUUUUGUAAAGGGACCUGUGCUCCUAUAUCAGCCGUGUCGCAGGCAGAUAGCUAUCACCAUAAUAUUAUCAGAAAAUAUUUCUACUCUGUAUCGAAUGAUAGGAAAGCCGAGUUCAAGCCAUGUUGUGCACCAACAACUUUCAGUUCACUGCAAUUACUCUACAUGGACUCGAAUAACACGGUGACGCAGAAGACUCUACCCAAUAUGGUGGUAGAAUCGUGCGGGUGUAUGUGAGAUGAAUCUAUUGACCUUAAAAUUUUAGGGAAUUUUGGAGGAUAAAAUAAAAUGGAACGAGAUGACCAGCUACUUGGUUGAAUACGUUGGUGUUGAGUCUCUUCAAAGCGCUUUAAACAUAAAUGUUGGUAUAUUUCUCCUCAGUGUGACAUAUGACAUAUAAUGAUUAGAAAAUAAUCAUAAUUGUAAU
This is a messenger RNA of Nymphalis io (European peacock), 1328 nucleotides long. It is a transcript of the gene daw, whose product is annotated as inhibin beta B chain. The transcript has 5 exons. Gene Ontology annotation, biological process: BMP signaling pathway; SMAD protein signal transduction. Gene Ontology annotation, cellular component: extracellular region. The record is from RefSeq and is a predicted model, not a curated record. The coding region runs from base 59 to 1138 and encodes 359 amino acids. Gene Ontology annotation, molecular function: cytokine activity; growth factor activity. NCBI's taxonomy places the organism in Eukaryota, Metazoa, Arthropoda, Insecta, Lepidoptera, Nymphalidae.